AGCCAAUCGCCUCUAAACGAGCAGAGAAACCACUACUCCCGACCCCGACGGCUAGGGUUCCUAGCAGCUGCUGCUUGUGGCCCUCAAGCGCCGUACGCCUAGCCGACCCUCCGCCUCCAUCCCCCGCGCCAGUCCAGCCUCUGCUCCCCCGUCGAGUUGCUCGUCCCGGCAGACAAGGAGGCCCUCCCGCAAGCAGACGCUCUCGCCCAACUGUCCAACCACGGACGCCGAUGACCGGCGCGAUGCCGAGGAGCAGAGCUAAAACAUGAGUAUAUGUUGACAAUAUGAUGAGGAGAUCCAUGUGGAUGGCAAACUCCUCCCCGUCCUCACACGGGUCGAGGUCUCAGUCGAUGGAUCCAAGUUGCCGGACUCGGUUCCACUGUCUGUCAUGUCGGAGAAGGCCGAAGAUCAUCGGAGAUGAACUGCGGUUGGAUCGAAGCGAAGCGGAGUGGACCGAAAGUGAAGUGGACUAGCAAGUAGCUAGCGUUCCGUGCGAAUGGAGAGAGAGAUAUGUGCUGAGUUUGAGGGAUGCUGGAGAGUCCGGACAUGUAUAAUGAUUUUCUGAGGGGUGUAAUUGAGUUGCGUUUUCGUGACCGAUGAGCAAGGGCAGUUUGAAGGAUGGGGCUGUAGAUGCUCUCAAUCCAACCACAUUGCCGCCUAGCUAGAAAGCUCGACCUCGGACCGCCGUAUGAGCCCACAGUUUGGUGCGCAGGAAGACGACGGAGACCAGCCACGAACCAGAUGUCCCAGCCGGCAGCUCGAUCGCUCACGGGAGGUCGUCCGGUAGCGUACAUGCAUGCAUGUGCUGGCCAAACUGCGAUCACACAAUUAUCAAGCACUGCAUAUAUGAAUUAGCUAGCUAGUGGUAGAUCGCUUAGUGUGGCCGCCGGCAUGUCGUGUCGACGAUCCAAUCCCACGUGACGAGCUCGAUCGGUCAGCCGUCCGGAACGAUCGAAUCCGACGAGCUGAGUUGAGCUGAGAAAAAAAGAUCCAUUUAGUGAGACUAGAUCGCUAGAGUAUAUACACAUGUGGCUUGUGGACCAGCUUCACCCUGGAGAGAUAAGAUCCGCCCACGAUCCAAGAUAAUUGUGCAGUUGCAAACAAAAACAUUUUCUUUUCUUGAAAAGAAAACAAGAGGCGAGCUCAGCUAGCUGGACUGACAUGAGGCCGCCGCUGGCGUCGUCUUCUUCUUCUUCCAUUGCUGCCGCCGCUGCAACGGCUCCCUCCUCCUCCCCCUCUGCUCCUCCGGCCACAAUCAGGAGAGCACUGCUCUUGUCCACCUCACCCCUCACGCUCGCUGCCGUCGUUCCUGCAGUAGCGCAGGCCGCCGCCAACCCCUUCUCCACGCCCUACUCCCAGUCCCGGACACUGCAGCUCGGCCUCGACACCAAAGGGAAGAUUCGGACAUGCCCCUCCGCCAAUCCCGGGUGCGUCUGCACCAACCCCACCGUCGGCGCCUCCUCCUCCGUCGCCUCCCCGCUCAUCAUCCCGGAGUCCACCUCCGCCGACGCUGCCGCUCAGUUGUUGCGGCAAGCCAUCCUCAAGACGCAGAAGAAUGUCAGCUUCAACAUUGAUCAGCAAACUCCCCACGGCCACUACAUCCAGGCGGAGGUGGACGGCGGCUUCGGCCGGGACGUGAUGGAGUUCCUUGUGAAGAAGGACGCCGGCGUGGUGGCCUACCGCUGCGUCGCCACCAAGGUCACCUUCGUCUACCCCUUCACCACCGCCAUCGGUGACUCGCGGGGCCAGGAGCAGAGGGUCGCCGCCGUCGCGCAGGAGCUCGGCUGGUACGCGCCCGACAUAAGAUCCUCCGUCGACGACGUUGCUACAUAAUUAAGCUAUGUAUGUAACACGCGCCGACUGUGAGAUGCAUUUCAAGAUCAAACGGCAUGCGUGCAUGAGAUUGGUGCAUGUAUGUAGAUCGAUCGAUCAUGGUCAGUUGGUCACUGGCUCAGAUAAUUUGUCGUCCAAUAGCCACCGCGCGAUGUGUACUACUAUGGAUUUUUAUGCUUGGAAACUUGGAACUCCAAUUUUUCAUUUGA
This is a messenger RNA of Triticum aestivum (bread wheat), 2042 nucleotides long. Its product is annotated as thylakoid lumenal 17.9 kDa protein, chloroplastic. The transcript has 5 exons. Bases 1162 to 1833 code for a protein of 223 amino acids. The record is from RefSeq and is a predicted model, not a curated record. Lineage: Eukaryota; Viridiplantae; Streptophyta; Magnoliopsida; Poales; Poaceae. Gene Ontology annotation, cellular component: chloroplast thylakoid lumen.